Molecule: messenger RNA, 1121 nt
Organism: Gossypium arboreum
Lineage: Eukaryota; Viridiplantae; Streptophyta; Magnoliopsida; Malvales; Malvaceae
Product: transcription factor MYB8-like
Exons: 2
Coding region: 291-1121 (276 amino acids)
Source: RefSeq, a predicted model, not a curated record
GGGUGCCUUAGCAUCAAAAUGUGCUCUAAAACUAGAUAAAUAAAUAAUUAAGAAAGGACGAUUUUCUUUUAAACAAAUUCUUGUGUAAUUAAAAUCAUCUAAAUCAUACCCAUCUUCUUAUCUUUCCAUUUGUUUUUCUCUUUUUCGCACUUUCUCUCCUAUAUCAUUUGCUUUCCUCUUAUUAAAACCCUAAUCCUUUCCAGUCUUAGCCAAUUUUAAUUUUUCUGCCAGCAAGAACCGCUCGAAGACAAAAACUUAACGCAAAGGAUCAUAGCUGAGCUGAAGAAAUAAUGAAGAAGCCAAUUUUAUUAGGAACUUCAACGGUAACAAGCAGAACGCCAUGUUGCAGCAAAGUUGGGAUAAAGAAAGGGCCAUGGACCGCGGAAGAAGAUGAAGUCUUGGCUAAUUACAUCAAAAUAGAAGGCGGAGGAAGGUGGCGAACCUUGCCUAAACGAGCUGGUUUACUUAGUUGUGGGAAGAGUUGCCGUCUCCGGUGGAUGAAUUAUCUCCGACCCACCGUCAAACGAGGUCCUAUUGCUCCUGAUGAAGAAGAUCUUAUUCUUCGUCUUCAUCGCUUGGUCGGAAACAGGUGGGCAUUGAUAGCUGGGAGGAUUCCGGGACGAACAGAUAAUGAAAUAAAGAACUACUGGAAUACCCAUCUAAGCAAGAAUUUAAUCAGCCAAGGAAUAGAUCCAAGAACCCAUAAACCAUUGAACCCUGUUAGCCAUGGUUCAUCACAAGCUAACCAGGAUGAUGAUGAUGAUGUCCCAGAAUCAAACCCUAAUCCCCCAAGCUCCUCCAAAUCUUCUGAAUUAAUGGGAGAAAAAACUAAUUCCAUGGCAACUACUAACCUGGAAUCUCAUCAGAUAUAUCAACACCAACAAGAGGUUGGUGAUGAUUGUAUGGGGCAGCCAAGCAGCAGCGGGAACGGGGGAGACUUGGUUGAAAAUGGCAACGAAGACCAUAUGUUCUCUUUGUUUCUGGAUUCUUUGAUUACCGACAAUCAGCAGCAGCAGCAGCAAUCUAAUAAUGGCGACCUUUGGGAAGCUGAAAUCAUGUCUCCAAUGGUGGAGUUUGGGAACCCCCAAAACUACUUCAAUCAUCACCAGCAGCAUCCUUAG